This is a messenger RNA of Entrophospora sp. SA101, 1026 nucleotides long. The record is from the annotation of a GenBank genome assembly. NCBI's taxonomy places the organism in Eukaryota, Fungi, Glomeromycota, Glomeromycetes, Entrophosporales, Entrophosporaceae.
AUGGUUGUUUGUAAAUAUUUUAUUGAAGGACGCUGUAGAUUCGGUAAUUCAUGUCAGUAUGAACAUUCUGGUCAACCCUCCUCGUCCUCGUCUUCCUUUUCAUCAACUCAUCAUCAGCAACAAUCACGUAGUACUGGUCAAAACAACAUAUACUCACGAUUAGGCUUCUCAAAUUUAAGAAAAGACUUGAUUGAAGAGAGACCGAUAUAUCGAUAUUCAGUAUUUGCUCCAAUGAAAGAUGAACCUAACAUGAUAGAAGGAACAGAUUUUUCACCGGAAGAAUUAAGAUUAGAAUAUUAUAACAUUAACAAUACGUAUGGAAACGACGCACAAUAUGUACGUGCCCAACAAGGUGUAAGAGAUUUGGAAGAAAGAAUGCAAAGUAAAAUUGAUUCAAUACUUAAAGAUGUUAGUGGUGCAUGUAACGAACAUGAAUUAAAGAAACAACAAUCCAAACGACCGGAACAACUCGAGUGUUUGUUUGAAACCUAUAUACUAAAUACUCUAAAAAUGGCUAUGUCUUCUACGACGGACUUUGUUUAUCACGAAAAUACAGAAACUUUCGUCACAAAAACAUUCCAUUGGACUGUAUCAAACAACCCAACGGUUCUCGACCCCGAAAAAAAAACACUUUCAAUAAUAUCAAUAAAAUCAGAAAAAGACUUACCCUUAAACGAGAAAGAUUUUGAUUUAGCUAGUGAUGCUUUGCAUAGGGACAACGAUAUGUUUGGAUAUCACGUCGAAAAUGUUAUGAAGGAAAUGCAUAAACUAAAAACGUUUCAUGGUGUUUUAACCACAUGUAAACAUACUUGGUUCCUGCGCUAUCAACCGAGCAAUAAUUGGUUUUUUAUAUCACCAGCAAUAAAAUCUGAUGCAACUCCAUCACUUAUUAAAUGCUUUAUCUACUUUACACUUAGUUCCAAAUAUAUUAUAGGUAGCACACGUGAAGAGGAUUAUAUAAGAGAGAAAUCAGUCAAUUCAGCAUUGGCCCGGUAUAACUUGUCGCUUAGUAUACUAAGAGGUUGA